This is a messenger RNA of Penicillium angulare, 897 nucleotides long. RefSeq lists its product as uncharacterized. The record is from RefSeq and is a predicted model, not a curated record. NCBI's taxonomy places the organism in Eukaryota, Fungi, Ascomycota, Eurotiomycetes, Eurotiales, Aspergillaceae. The coding region runs from base 1 to 897 and encodes 298 amino acids. The transcript has a single exon.
AUGGCAGGAGAAGUGCUAGCUGUUCUCAUUAUUGUGAAAGAGACUGCUGAUACUGUCACUAGCGUUGCGACCGCUAUAAAGUCAGUGAAAGAUUUAUACGAUAGCUUCCAGGGGCGAGACGACAAAAGCAAUGACCUCGAUAUAUUCGUCACGAAAGUUAAAGAAAUUGUGCAAACAGAAAUUCAGGAUGCAGAGCUGCAAAAUUAUUUGGGUGCUGUUUCCUCCGCAUGCACAACCUGGUACAGGGCCUCUGGAAAGAUAAAAGCUAUAUCCACAAUGCCUACCAACACAGAGACAGAGAUACGAGCAAGAAAUGACGAGUUUCGAGCUAUCUCGGAGGAUCUUAGAGACGGACUUCGCGAACUGGGAGAAGCCAUUCAUUACUUCAAGAGCAGCCGGCCGAAACCACAGACACUAUACAUGCUAGGUCUCUAUCCUACCGCUUUCACCAUGCGUAACGCAAUGAGCUUCACAGACAACGCAAUAUUCUCUAUCACGUCAGGUGUUAUUGAUAAAGACUACCUCCGGAGGAGCGUUAGCGAGGUAGAAGAAACAAAAGACUUUAAUCGCAGCGCAUGCGAGAAUUAUCGAGCUCAUCGUGCGAGCCAGCUCAAAAUGGCAAGAAUCUGGGAGAUAGAAUUUAUACCGCCUCGUGCCGUUGGCUGGGAAGUUUCGUCAGAUUCGGGUGGAGAUUCUCUAAUUCCGAAUCUCACGGAUAAGGGGUUCCCACUUAAUGGAAAGUUCAGAGAACCUGCAGGAGUCAUUAAGUUCUACUGGGAAAAGUCCGAAUUUGGCCGUGAGUCAGUGCCUUACUCGGUCCCAUCCUUACUCGCACAGUUUGACUCCAUCAUUAAGGCAGGGGAAUUGAAGCUUCAGCUGCAUCAACAACGGAAUUAG